Molecule: messenger RNA, 1794 nt
Organism: Pocillopora damicornis (cauliflower coral)
Lineage: Eukaryota; Metazoa; Cnidaria; Anthozoa; Scleractinia; Pocilloporidae
Product: tetratricopeptide repeat protein 38-like
Molecular function (GO): protein binding
Source: RefSeq, a predicted model, not a curated record
AAUGGUCUCUGCUUGCACGAACGAAAAUUCUCUGUAAUUAAUUUCUUUUAAUAAGUCAAGGUUCGAUUGACUUUCGAGGCAAAACUUUGGUAAAAACACCUGAAGAUCUUGACUUGAGCACCCCCAAAAUGCAGCUUUGUGUAUUUAGGUGGAGGUGUAGGUUUUUGUUUUCUUGACAUGGAAGGGUUCAGUGUCUUCGAUCAUCCUGACCGGAUUUGAUCUUACGUAUCGUUGUACUGGCAAGGAAAUGUCAUACCAGCACACUCAUUGGAGAGAUGUAGAGGCAUGGAGGAAAGAAGGUCUUCCAUUGUCGACAACAAGCAAUGAAGCUGCCAAAAUGUUUGAUGCUUCCCUCACUCAGGUUGUUGCUCACCUUGAAGAUGACAGUGUUGGUGGUUUGCAGAAUUCAAUAACCAGGAUGUUGCAAGCAGAUCCUGAUUUUGUUAUGGGUCAUGUCUUGGCGUCCACUUGUCUGUUUGAUAUAAAGCAUUCUGAUGCUGCUCCAUUACGAGCUCCAAAAACUGACCUUACCCACAGAGAAUUACUUCAUCUCAGCGCUGCAAAGGAGCUGGAAGCUGGAAAUGUACCUAAAGCACAAGACAUUUGGGAUGACAUAGUGAUGGCGUACCCUACUGACAUAUUAGCAUUGAAGAUGCUCUCUGACUACAGUACGUUUUAUGGUCCUAAGGAGAGGGUCAGGGACAGUGUGGCAAGGGUUUUUCCACAUUGGAAGCAAGACGCACCGUUAUAUGGGUAUCUUUUUGGCUUGUACGCCUUUGGUUUAGAAGAAACAAACUUCUACAGAGAAGCAGAGAAACAAGCUCGUAAGGGAUUGGAACUAGUUCCAAAAGAUACAGGAGCAACACACGCCUUGGCUCAUGUUAUGGAGAUGGAAGGCCGUCAGGAUGAAGGGAUUAAAUUUAUGAGUGAAACCAUAGAGAACUGGAAGCCAUGUGAAUCAUUAACUUGCCACAAUUUCUGGCACUGGGCUUUGUAUCAUAUUGAAAAGGGAGAGUACGAAGCAGCCCUGGAUAUCUACGACUCUGAGAUGUUACCAAGAUUUAAGGCUAGCAACGUUUUCCCAUUGACGGAUGGAUCAUCUUUGUUGUAUAGAGUGCAACUCGAAGGAGUCGAUGUUGGUGACAGAUGGCAACAGCUUUGUCAGUUUUGGGAGAGCCACGCAGAUGAGCAUUUUCUGGCAUUUAAUGACAGCCACAUGCUUAUGACCACGCUGGGUGCAAAGAAUGAGGCUUUGACGAUGAAACUGUUGGAUUCCUUGAGAAAAUAUGUAAGAUGCCUAAUCGCUGAAAGGAAAGCAAAAAAGAACAAAGCUCCGUUGACGGACAGACUCAUGGCACAAGCUCUUGCUCUUCAAAUGGAAUAGAAUGCAAAAUGGUUGUGUAUGAAAAUAUGAAUUUUAAGCUCACCUCGCCAAUACUUCUGUUAGCCAGAACACAACAGAAAGAAACUCUUAAUGAAUUAAUUUUUGACGCCAACACCUGGCAGCUUCUUGCAGCCGGGCUAUUCUAUUUGGUUUUCUCGGCAAGCUAUGACCUACACGCUUUUCCUUCACGAAGAGUUUACUGAAAAGGAGAACCGAUUUUCCUAUGGAUAUAUUGGCUUGGGAUCAGGUCGUGAAUAAAAACUUGAGAGUACCUCAAGGUGUUUUACCGCAUCCUCGUUCAACAGUGCCAAGACUAAACGUAUUCUGUAAAUGUUUGCUCGAAAAAGUUAGCUCGAAUAAUUAGUGUAGGUAAUUGCAUGGGGCAGAAUAAAAUUAAAGAUUGAUAUCAA